AUGUCGACUACAACCACCGCGACAACUACAACAGAUAGUGUUCCCAAAAACUAUCUUGAAGCUCUUCAGCGCGAUGGCUUCGUAGUUGUGCGAUCACUUCUCUCCCCGUCAGAAGUGGCAACUCUGCGUGAUGCUGCAACUGAAAUCACUUUAAUGACACGAAACGCCAAAUGGCCAUACCUGCGCUCGGUACCAAAACAAUUUCCACCUUGGCCAAACACUCCACCACCGUCAUCCGAGGGUGGAAUCUGGGGAGUUCAGCAUCUGAUGCAUCCGGAGAUGCCCUACCGGGAUAAAUUCAUCAAGACCUACUUUUCGCCUAAGAUUUUGGGAGUCGCGGAGGAAUUACUCGGAAUCUCUGGUUCCGAUUGCUCUAAAGAGGAAAAACUGGUGAUGGAAUUAUUCAAUCUUCUGGUCGCACCGGAAAAUAAAGCCUUUGAAUUGCGUUGGCACCGGGAUGAUAUCCAGGAAACAGUCACGCCAGAACGUGAACUUGAACUUCUCCAGCAAAAAAGUCCAGAGGGCAAACAGUCGCACGCGCAGUAUAACUUGGCACUAUGUCCCGACGCCUCACUUAUUGUUGUGCCCGGUUCUCAUCGUCGGGUGCGCACUGAGAUCGAACGCGCUGCCGAUCCUUACGAGGCUGUCCUACCAAACCAGCUGGUUGUCAAACUAGAACCUGGUGAUGCAGUGUUUUACGAUAGCAACAUCUUGCACCGCGGCAUUUAUCAACCCAAAGUUGAGGGAGGAGAGGAAACGCGCCUCACGCUGCAUGGUAGUCUAGGCCUGAAAGACAAUAGCAAGGCUGAUAACAAAGUGAGAGCAACAGCAGUCCUACAACAUGGAAUCGGAUUCUGGAUUGAUCGGGAAGAUGCUUCUCUGGGCGCCGGCGAGAGAGCCGAGAAAAUGCGGACAAACCUGAUAAGCCUGGGAAGGGGUGAGAAUGUUGGAUAUUCGCUUGAAGGAUAA
Molecule: messenger RNA, 969 nt
Organism: Talaromyces atroroseus
Lineage: Eukaryota; Fungi; Ascomycota; Eurotiomycetes; Eurotiales; Trichocomaceae
Exons: 1
Coding region: 1-969 (322 amino acids)
Source: RefSeq, a predicted model, not a curated record